AUGGCCAUUCCAAAGACGAAAACUUUGAUUGUUCCAGCACCAAUAAUUGAUGCUCAAUCUCCUUUCAUUCAAGAAGGUGAUGACGCAUCAUCAAACACAGGAAUUGCAGGUCUUAAUAUCACUAACGAUGUUGAAAAAGUUGCUCAAACUUUAUGUGUUGCUUUCACUUCUCCAUGUAGUGAUUAUUUGAUGAAGAAAUUUUUCAACAUUCCAUUAGAUGAACCUACAACGAGAGCCCGAGUGAACGCUAUGAUUCAUUAUUAUACUGCUUGUUACCAUGAUUUAGGUGGGGAAUUAGCUGAGGCUAAUGAUUUUGAUGCGGUCAGUCUUUGGAGUAUUCCUGGGAAACAUUUACCUGUUAGUUAUACAAAUGAUGAUAAGUUCAAUAAGAUUUUUUUCGAUGAUAUGUUGAAAAGGAAAUUGAGUGUUUUACCAGUGGGGAUGGAAUAUUAUUAUCUUUUUAUGAUUGGGAAAGAUUUAAGGCAUCCUGAAGUGAGAGGUUCCGUCAGGUCCAUUUUCAAAUAUUAUCAAAAAAGAGCAGAUGAUGAUAAUUGUGCCAUUAUCUUGGAGGCGAUUAGUGAACAUGCAAAAUCUGUUUAUGAAUAUUUUGGGUUCAAAAAUUAUUUGACUUUCCAUUUUGGUAAAGGUGAAUGUGAUUCCCAGGGUAAUUUGGAUCCAAAUGGUGAAGGAUUCACAGCAUAUUUAAUGAUUUAUCAUAAAGAUGGUGACAAAGUUUUGAGAGCUUAG
Messenger RNA from Naumovozyma dairenensis CBS 421, 747 nucleotides. It is a transcript of the gene IAT4, whose product is annotated as Iat4p. The transcript has a single exon. NCBI's taxonomy places the organism in Eukaryota, Fungi, Ascomycota, Saccharomycetes, Saccharomycetales, Saccharomycetaceae. Bases 1 to 747 code for a protein of 248 amino acids. The record is from RefSeq and is a predicted model, not a curated record.